UCAGGAGACAUUCUCAGAAACGGCAUUGGGGUUGUCUUCCCCCCCAGCCCCCGCCUUUCUUUUCGCCGCGCCUCUUUGACGUCACGUCCGCUAAGGGGCGGGCCCGCGCUCCCAAACCCGUGGCGGGAGCCUGAGCUUCAGUGCGACCCCGGCCAGGUGUGGGUGUGAGUUCGGCAUGGUGGACAGGUAUCGUCCGCCUCUGCUGCCGCCCAGGCUCAACAUGAACAACAUAUCUAGUACUCAAGAAUCUCUUAUGCCUAAAAAUUCUUGUUUGAAAAGUGAGUUUGAAGAUCAGCUGUUGUUUUUACCUGAAAAAUUAAGAGCAAGAUUACUUCCUUUCCAGAAGGAUGGGAUCACCUUUGCAUUGAGAAGAAAUGGCAGGUGUAUGAUUGCUGAUGAAAUGGGUCUAGGAAAAACAAUUCAAGCAGUUGCCAUAGCUUAUUUUUACAAAAAUGAAUGGCCUCUUUUAAUAGUUGUUCCUUCAUCUCUGAGAUAUCCUUGGACAGAGGAGAUUGAGAAAUGGGUUCCAGAACUAGGACCGCAAGAGAUCGUUAUUAUUCAGAAUAAAACUGAUGUUGGGAGAAUAUCGACCAGCAAAGUGACAGUUCUAGGUUAUGGUCUAUUAACUACAGAUGCGAAGCUUCUGAUAGACACUCUAUACAAACAGAACUUUGAAGUCAUUAUAAUAGAUGAAUCACACUACAUGAAGUCCAGAAAUGCAUCCCGAAGCAAGAUUUUGUUGCCUUUAGUACAAAAAUCUAGAAGAGCCAUUCUUCUUACAGGGACUCCAGCUUUAGGAAGACCUGAAGAGCUUUUUAUGCAGAUUGAUGCACUUUUCCCAAAACAAUUUGGAACAUGGACUGAAUAUGCAAAAAGAUACUGUAAUGCUCAUGUCAGGUAUUUUGGUAAACGAGCUCAGUGGGACUCCAGAGGUGCAUCAAAUCUAGGUGAACUUCAUCAGCUAUUAAGUAAUAUAAUGAUCAGGAGAUUAAAGACUGAAGUUUUAACCCAGCUACCCCCUAAAAUUAGACAACGUGUUCCAUUUGAUCUUCCAUCUGCAGCAGCAAAGGAAUUGAAUACUAGCUUUGAAGAGUGGGAGAAAUUAAUGAGGGCUCCACAUUCAGGUGCCACCGAGACUGGUAGCCACUUUUUUCAAGCCAUGGGGCUGAUGACCCGUAUGUUUAAACAAACAGCUAUUGCCAAGGCAGGUGCAGCAAAGGACUAUAUUAAAAUGAUGCUUCAGAAUGAUUCGCUUAAAUUUUUAGUUUUUGCUCAUCAUUUAAGCAUGCUCCAAGCUUGUACAGAAGCAGUUAUAGAAAGCAAGGUUCGUUACAUUAGAAUAGAUGGAAGUGUUCCUUCUUCAGAAAGGAUAUAUCUGGUCAAUCAGUUUCAGAAGGAUCCUGAUACUCGAGUGGCUAUCCUAAGCAUUCAGGCUGCUGGACAGGGUUUAACUUUCACUGCAGCGACUCAUGUCAUAUUUGCUGAGUUAUAUUGGGAUCCAGGACACAUAAAACAAGCAGAAGACCGUGCUCACCGAAUUGGACAAUGCAGUUCUGUAAAUAUCCACUAUCUUAUUGCUAAUGGAACACUGGACACUUUGAUGUGGGGGAUGUUGAACCGCAAGGCCAUCGUUACUGGUAGCACACUGAAUGGUAGGAAAGAGAAACUAGAGGCAGAAGAAGGUGACAAAGAAAAGUGGGAUUUCCUGAAAUUUGCUGAAGCGUGGACACCAAAUGAAAAUUUUGAAGAAAUCAGAAAUGAAGUUCUGUUCACCCAUUUUGAAAAAGAAAAACAGCAUGAUAUUCGAGCCUUCUUUUUACCAAAACAUAAUAAGAAAAGACACACAAUGGCAUCCUGUGAUGAAUCAAACGUACUACAGGAAAAAGAUACUGAGAAGGCCUUGGAUUGUAGAAAUAUAGCUACGAGGGAUGCCAUUGAUUAUGGAAGUGAUUUUGAACCUGAAGGUAAAAGAUGGAAAUCAGUGGACACUCAGAACAAUUCCUGUCAAAAAGAGAAAAGACCAUCAUGGUCUAGUCCAACAAAUGCUGAAUUUAUAAAAGAAACAAUUCAGGAGACAAAGUCUAAUUCAAUCAACAUAUCCCUCCCUGGAAAAAAUUGGCAGUGUGGUCUCUGCACCUAUGUUAAUAGUUCAUUAUUGCCUUAUUGUGAAAUGUGUGAGACCCCUCAAGGCAGUGCUGUACAUCUGAACAAGCAGCAAAUAGACGAUCCCAACUGUAUCCAGGAUGAAAAAGGAAAUCAGGUGAAUGAGUCUCAGAACAGCGCCUUACAAGUUAAAACCAACUCUUCCUGUGCGCAAGUCCUUGAACAAUCAGCAGUGGAACAGUUUGUGGAAAGCAAGAGAGAAAAAGCUGAAAGUGAAAAUGAAGGUGGAGAUGGACCAAAACCCCAAAAAGAAGAGUUGAAGGAUUCAGACACUUUACCUGUAUAUGAUGUCCUGAUGUUUUGUGCAAGUAAGAAUACAGACAGAAUUCAUCUCUAUACUAAGAAUGGUGAGCAAAUGAACUGCAAUUUCAUUCCUUUGGAUGUAAAAUUAGACCUCUGGGAAGAUUUACCAGCAUGUUUUCAACUGAAACAAAACCGUUCACUGAUUUUGAAGUUUGUACGGGAGUGGAACUGUCUCACAGCCAUGAAGCAAAGAAUUAUCAGGAGAAGUGGCCAUAUCUUUCACAGCCCUAUUCUGGCUUUGGAUGAGAUAACAAAGCAACAGACUAAACAAAAUAGUACCAAAAGAUACAUAACUAAAGAAGAUGUUGCAGCGGCUGCUGUGAACAAAGUGCAGAGUGAUGGGGGUAGCAUCCGUGUGAUCACAAAGGAAUUCAGGUUUUCCUCUAAAAACCAAACCUCUUCUGCUGUAGAAACAUGGGAAACUACUAUAAACCCAGUCCAAGGUGAUCUCACCACACAACCUUCUACAUCUAAGGGAUUUUUGCAGGCUGUGGAUAUUGAAGGAAAUCCACUUUGUCUCCACUGUCAACAACGUACUUGCCAAUCUGGCCAACAGUACAAAGUGAGCGCUUGGGAUUCACGGUUUUGUUCUCAGAAAUGUCAGGAGGAAUUUUGGAUUCGAUCAAAUAAUAGCUAUCUGCGUGCUAAAGUAUUUGAAAUUGAGCAUGGUGUGUGUCAGCUUUGUAAUCUGAACGCCCAGGAACUCUUCCUUUCUCUCAGAGAUGCUCCUAAAAAUCAACGGAAGAAUCUUCUACAAACCACUUGGAUCUCAAAACUCUCCAUAGAACAGUUAAAUGAGAUGAUGAUAAACCCUGUAGAAGGGCAGUUCUGGCAAGUGGAUCACGUCCGACCAGUCUACAGUGGAGGAGGGCAGUGUGCUCUGGAAAACCUUCAGACUCUAUGUACAGUUUGUCAUAAAGAGAAAACUGCUAAACAAGCCAAAGAAAGAAGCCAGGAGAAAAGGAAAUCUUUAGCUUCAAAGCAUGGAUCUGACAUCACAAGAUUUUUCAUAAAGAAGUAGAAUACAAACAUAUUUAUCUGGAGCACAAAUGGAUCAAAUAUAAAGGAAUGGGAACUUGUGAGAUUUUUUUUUUAAGUUUCAUAUUUACUCUUGUUAAAACUUGGAAAAGGUCAGUCAAGAAUUUUCAAGAUUUUCUCUGCCACCAUGACGUGAACUGCCUCAGUGUUACCGAAGGCCCACAACCAUUGUGUCAAGGCACACUCAUCAGGAGGUAUUUUGUCAUGAGUCACUGGGUUUGAUGGCAGAAACGGCAUCAUUGCAGAGUACUAAAUUCCCAUGAUCUUGGUUUUAUUGAGAAUUGCAUCCAUGUUUAGUGAGGUUUUUUUAACCUGCCUUUUUCUAUUGGAUCUUAAUUACUACAUCACACAGAUUUUGUUUUUUAAAAAAAUCUGCUUUGUUACUUUUGAGCUGGUGCUAGGAUUUGUGUUGGCUUUGGAGUGAUCUGGCUCUCAAAUCGCUUGCAGUCCAAAAAUACCUCUUUGCUAAUAUCAUGCUUAUUUGAAAAUCUUGGGUCAGUCACUGAAACUAUGCUGGUAUGCAGGAAGAGACCCAUAUUUCCAAAAUGUCUCCAACUUGGUUUCUUACAUUAUGCAUUUUGCGGUUUGGUUAGCUUGACUUAUUGACAAUAAAUACACAUUUGAAAAUAAACUAAUAUAAAUACCAUAUUUAUGGACAACUUGGUGUUUCUGGGCAAAGCUGCCAAUAAAGUUAUUUCAAAAUUGACUUUCCAUUUAAAAAGGAACACACUAUUUAAAGACUUCAUUUGACUGGUUUCUGAAAUGGCUAAAAUCAAAGUUACCAUCAUUGAAAUAUCUUCAGCAUCAAACAGGUAAGCUUUUCAUCCUAGCCUAAAGAUUUCCUAGUUUUUAUUGUCAUUCUUUGCAUUCUGCAAUCAUGGAAAGGUGGCACAGGAUAAUAUUUCUUUAUAGAAUUGUGUCAAGUAGUAGAUAACUCAUUCACUGGAUUAGUUUAGUGUUAUUCUGUAAAGUAGGCUGUGUUUCUUUGGGCCUCCUGUCUUCUUUUCUGUAUGAGCUGUUGGCAGACUUCUGCCUCUGUAGUUGGCUCACUUCAAGGUUAAUGUAGGAUUUGGCAUAGUUGGUAUUUCAGAAACACAGGAGACUAUAAUCAGAGCCCAGCAUGCUUUAUUUCCUGUAUCAAUAACAUGGUAGCAAGUUACAGUUUGGUAGCUGUAGAUCCCACCUGAGCAGUCUCUAGCUCUAUGACUGCAAACUAAAACAUUAAUCAUAAAGGAAAAGACAUGUGAAUUUAGGAAGUAGAACAGAUUGAGAUGAAAUGAGCCAAGAGCAUCUCCCUUCAUGCCAGGUUUCAAAAAUGUUGACCAUUCAAAAAGUUUUACAAGAUUAAAUGACAUCAACAAGCAUCUGCAUGCAAGAUAUUUAGAAUCCCAUACUCUUCCUGUCAUUUACAACUUAUCUUGAAUGAUGGAGUCACAUCUUUUUCCAGGAUGUUGUAUUUAGCCCUUCUAAAGCAUAUUGAGGUUAAGGUUUUUGAGGCAGAAAUCCAAGAGUUAAAAUAGAUCUGCUAUCAAAGACUUCAGACUAAAGAUCUCUGCAGGCGAGUCUUUUGAAAUUGUUCUUUCUCAAGGGCACUUGCAAAACGGAACUAUCAACUGAGGAGAUAAAAAUGAAAGUCCAUUCCAAAGUACAAGGAGGGCACCAACCCAAACAAUGCAAUUCUCCAAUAACAACAGUAAUCCGGAGUGAGUUCUCAGAGAAGAAAAGUUGCUACAGUAUAAGAAAUCUAUAGUGAAUAGAAAUUGAUGACCAAGUAAAAUGGUUCCCCGAAUCUGAAAAGACAUAGGAAGGUUAUACAGUUUGAGUUAUCGUCCCCAAAUUAAAACAAUACAGUGAUUGAACUGGGAAUUUUCAUGCUGGGAAUGAAUCGAAGAUUUGCUGUAUUAUAACCAAGAACUAUAAUUAUGUUGUUAGAUGGAGGCUUUCCUUUUACAUAGAACGUUGGUGGUAGAGCUCUUAAAUAUUUUCGUUGCUUGAGAAUGAGGUUUAUGUCACAGGUUCUCAACCAGGUCCAGAUGAGAAAAAUGAGUACCAGGUAUCAGGGGAUCUUUUCUUGCAUUAACAUUGUUCUUGUUAUAUUUAGUAACACAGAUCUGUAAACAGACUUUGGAAACAAAUGAAGAUGCCAUAGUGGACACAUUCAUUUGGAAUUUAAAAAGAAAAAAAUUCACUCAGCAAUCAUUGCAAUUAAAUGUGCAUAUAUGAAGUUUUUCUGUUAAUAACAUUCAACUUUUACCACUCCCCCCCAUAAAUGUUGAUGGCACAGAUUUUUCUGCUUGUGUCAUGUUAAUAAAUUGAA
Messenger RNA from Vombatus ursinus (common wombat), 5821 nucleotides. It is a transcript of the gene ZRANB3, whose product is annotated as zinc finger RANBP2-type containing 3. The transcript is spliced from 21 exons. Gene Ontology annotation, cellular component: nuclear replication fork. Gene Ontology annotation, biological process: DNA repair; replication fork processing. Lineage: Eukaryota; Metazoa; Chordata; Mammalia; Diprotodontia; Vombatidae. Bases 176 to 3487 code for a protein of 1103 amino acids. The record is from RefSeq and is a predicted model, not a curated record. Gene Ontology annotation, molecular function: nucleic acid binding; endonuclease activity; ATP-dependent chromatin remodeler activity.